Molecule: messenger RNA, 2103 nt
Organism: Vitis riparia (riverbank grape)
Lineage: Eukaryota; Viridiplantae; Streptophyta; Magnoliopsida; Vitales; Vitaceae
Product: alpha-L-fucosidase 1
Biological process (GO): fucose metabolic process; glycoside catabolic process
Cellular component (GO): lysosome
Molecular function (GO): alpha-L-fucosidase activity
Source: RefSeq, a predicted model, not a curated record
ACCUCCUUCGUGCAUCUUCGUUGGUCAAUGAAAGACUCCAACCCAAAGUCUCUUCUGAAACUCGACGUAGAAACCGUUCUGCCUCAACGCAGAGAGGAAGAUGAUGAAAAAUUCUCACAAUCCCAAAACCCAAAACCCCAAAUUCGCCACACCCACCUUCAUUCUCAUCCUCCUCUCACUGUUAUCCUCGACACCUUUAUCUUCUUCUUCACACCGGAAACCACCUCCUCUUCCCAUUUUGCCCCUCCCUACUUCACGGCAGCUCUCAUGGCAGCUAGGUAACAUGGCCAUGUUCCUCCACUUCGGACCCAACACCUUCACCGACUCCGAAUGGGGUUCCGGCCACGCCCACCCUUCCGUCUUCUUCCCCACUCGCUUCAACGCCUCUCAGUGGAUCCAGGUCGCCAAGGACUCGGGAUUUUCACGGGUGAUCUUGACCGCUAAACACCACGAUGGAUUCUGUCUCUGGCCGUCCAAUUACACUGAUUAUUCGGUGCGAUCGAGUCCAUGGAGGGGCGGGACUGGUGAUGUUGUUGCUGAAUUGGCUGAGGCUGCUAGAGAAGCGGGAAUCGGGUUGGGGCUCUAUCUUUCUCCGUGGGAUCGGCAUGAGGAGUGCUAUGGGAAGACUCUGGAGUACAAUGAGUACUAUAUGGGGCAGAUGACCGAGUUGCUGACAAGAUAUGGAGUGAUCAAGCAUGUGUUUUUAGACGGUGCAAAAGGAGCGGGGGAGAAGGACAUGGAGUAUUUCUUUGAUUGUUGGUUUAGUCUCAUUCAUCAGCUCCAGCCGGAGGCUGAUUUUUCCGAUGCUGGUCCUGACACAAGAUGGAUAGGAGAUGAGGCUGGUGUUGCUGGGUCUACUUGCUGGUCACUUUUAAACCGUAGUGCUGUAAAGAUACCAGGCACUGAUACCCCAUAUUUACGAAGAGGGGAUCCAUGUGGGCAUGACUGGGUACCUGCAGAGUGUGAUGUCUCCAUCAGACCCGGCUGGUUUUGGCACGCAUCAGAAUCUCCGAAGUCUGCAAGGACCCUUCUUGACAUAUACUACAGUUCAGUUGGAAGAAACUGUCUCUUGUUACUGAAUGUGCCCCCAAACACUUCUGGUCUCAUAGCAGAUGAAGAUAUACAAGUGCUCCAAGAAUUUAAUGAACUACGAAAUGCCAUAUUUUCCAACAACCUGGCAGAGAAUGGUAUUCCAAGUGCCAGCAGUACAAGAGGACCUCAGUUCAGCUGCCACAAUGUCCUGGAAGAAGGAAUAUACUCCUAUUGGGCUCCUGAGGAGGAUCAAUCCGAUUGGGUUUUAUAUUUUGACUUUGAAGAAUUUGUAUCUUUCAAUGUUCUGCAAGUUCAAGAGCCAAUUCACAUGGGGCAGCGGGUUAGUGAGUUCCAUCUCGAUAUCCUUGAUGAGAGUAGGGAAUGGAAAAGAUUGAUUAGUGGCACAACAGUGGGGUAUAAAAGGCUCCUAAGAUUUCCCAAGGUCGAAACCCAGGGGUUGAGGUUUGUUGUUGACAGGUCUCGAGCAGACCCAUUGAUUUCUUAUUUGGGUAUUCAUAUGGAUCCUUUUUCCAUUUUGAGCAACAUAUCUGACACAAGCUUUAGCUCUCAACCAUACGUCAAUGGCAGUCAACCCUACCCCAAUGGCAGUCAGGCUCACUUCAAUGCAAGUCACGCACACCUCAAUGGGAGCCAAUUUCUUCGGCAAAUUUCACCCAACCAUUCUCAGGUUUCCACAAUUUAGCUUUUUCUGGAUAGAAUUUCCCAUGCAAGAACAGGAUCCCCGGGCUUCCAUUUUCAGUAACUUGUGCCUAGUAUGUUUUGGUUUGGUCUUUUUACUGUAAAGAAGUUUGCGCACUUUCCUGUGGGGGGUUCUUCCACGGCUCCCACACACCCCAAAACUGAAAGGGUUCAGCCGCUCAAACCUGUGACCUCUCCCUGUGGCCAUAAUUCCAGUUGACAAGUAGGAUCACAUAAAAGUCCAUUGGGAAGGAAUUCUUGUAUGCUUAUUCAAUGUUCCAAUUGUUAUUAUCUGCAAUUCCCAAGAUCAUAUAAAAGUAGAUUGUGAAGGCGUUUGUGUUUGUGCAAUUAUUACCAACCUUUUAUUUUUUU